Molecule: messenger RNA, 324 nt
Organism: Echinostoma caproni
Lineage: Eukaryota; Metazoa; Platyhelminthes; Trematoda; Plagiorchiida; Echinostomatidae
Source: the annotation of a GenBank genome assembly
AUGUCCGGAACUCCGAAUUAUCAAUCCACGGAUACACAGUGUUUCGAACGAAUCGAUUAUCCUCAUGUCGCGAUGGUGGAAUUGUCCGGAGGUUACGCCCAUCCGGAAGGAUUUGGAGAAGCCCUGUGGUGCAGAAUCAAAGUUCGCGCCGGACAGUAUACCGCAUUUGGAGUGAUUUACUGCACACCAGCUGGGUACGUCCCAGAGCUGCUGGCCAGCAUACAGAGGCGUGGCGUACCCCAAACGGACAGACCACGGGACGGACGGAAUGUGUGGCGCUCAUUCGUUCCGGAUAUGCGUCAGGCUGCAUUGCUCACAAAUUGA